CCGUGCCCCUUGUCGGGCUGCUUGUUUGGCUGCUGCCGUCACCUCAUGGCGACGCGGGUAGAGGAGGCAGCGCGGGGAAGAGGCGGCGGCGCCGAGGAGGCUAUUGAAACCGGACGGGGCGGACGGCGACGCAGCCCGCGGCAGAAGUUUGUGAUGGGCACAAUGGAAGAAGCUGGAGUGUGUGGGUUAGGGGUGAAAGCAGACAUGUUGCGCAACUCUCAAUCAAAUGAUAUUCUUCAACAUCAAGACUCAAAUUGUGGUGGUACAAGUAACAAGCAUUCAUUGGAAGAGGAUGAAGGCAGUGAUUUUAUUACAAAGAAUAGGAGUUUGAUGAGCCCAGCAUACUGCACACAAGAGUCGAGGGAGGAGAUUCCUGGGCGAGAGGCUCGAACAGAUCCCCCUGAUGGUCAGCAAGAUUCAGAAUGCAACAGAAACAAAGAAAAAACUUUAGGAAAAGAAGUUUUAUUAUUGAUGCAAGCCCUAAACACCCUUUCAACUCCAGAAGAGAAGUUGGCAGCUCUCUGUAAGAAAUAUGCUGAUCUUCUGGAGGAGAGCAGGAAUGUUCAGAAGCAAAUGAAGAUUCUGCAGAAGAAACAAGCCCAGAUCGUGAAAGAGAAAGUUCACUUACAGAGUGAGCACAGCAAGGCUAUCUUGGCAAGAAGCAAACUAGAGUCCCUUUGCCGGGAACUUCAGCGUCACAAUAAGACAUUAAAGGAAGAAAAUAUGCAGCAGGCACGAGAGGAGGAAGAAAGACGUAAAGAAGCCACCGCACACUUCCAAAUUACCUUAAAUGAAAUCCAAGCACAGCUCGAACAACACGACAUACACAACGCCAAGCUCCGCCAGGAAAACAUUGAACUGGGAGAGAAGCUGAAGAAGCUCAUUGAACAAUAUGCACUGAGAGAGGAGCAUAUUGAUAAAGUGUUCAAACAUAAGGAGUUACAGCAGCAGCUUGUGGAUGCCAAGCUUCAGCAGACAACACAGCUAAUAAAAGAAGCUGAUGAAAAACAUCAAAGAGAGAGAGAGUUUUUAUUAAAAGAAGCAACAGAAUCAAGGCACAAAUAUGAACAAAUGAAACAGCAAGAAGUACAACUAAAACAGCAGCUUUCUCUUUAUAUGGAUAAGUUUGAAGAAUUCCAGACCACCAUGGCGAAAAGCAAUGAACUGUUUACAACCUUCCGGCAGGAGAUGGAAAAGAUGACCAAGAAAAUUAAAAAACUGGAGAAAGAAACAAUAAUAUGGCGUACCAAAUGGGAAAACAAUAACAAAGUGCUUCUGCAAAUGGCUGAAGAGAAAACUGUCCGUGAUAAAGAGUACAAGGCCUUUCAGGUAAAACUGGACCGGUUAGAGAAGCUGUGCAGGGCUCUGCAGACGGAACGGAACGAGCUCAACGAGAAGGUGGAAGUCUUGAAGGAGCAGGGCUCGGGGAGGGCGGCGGGUGCGGAUGUAGUGCCGCCCGGGACCCAGCCCUGCGCUGCCCCGGUGACCCCCAAGGAGCCGGACACUGCUUCCAAGGGCGCCCCGGGCGCCCCCCAGGAGGCUGCGCCCAAGGCAGUGAAGGAGAAGACGGCCGUGUCCGCGGGCGCCGGGCCAGGCAUCGAGUCCGUCGACUGAAACGAAGUAUGAUCACUGUAUCGAGAGCUAUAUUUUGUGUAUAACUUUCUGUUAGUAGUAACUAUUUGGUUUUGUGGUGAAAAUUUUCUUACUUUUUCUACCAUAUCCGUAUUUUCUUAGAACUACUGGACUUACGUGGUACAGGAGGCUGCUUAGCAGUUUUGAAUAGUUUUCCUUCUAUACGUUUUCCUCAGCCGUGUUGCACAUCUGCCUCAUUUCCCUUCAUUGGACUGCAUGUGACCAUUGCCUUGUCCUAUCUUCCCUGUUCCUUGCCCAGAAUUACUCUUAAUUUCACUCGAGAUGGGACCGAUCAUUACAGGGGAACUUUGUUCUGAUAAUGGUUCCUUGAUGUGAACACAAUAUUCGUUUAUUGAAACAUCCUGCCUCCCCCUCCCCCCCAUUAAUAUUUACUCAAAAAGAACCCAAGAUGAUUAGUUUUGUGUAAUAGCCAAAUGCCAAGUAAAAAUAAAGUAGGGUCGGGUCAGAAACCA
This is a messenger RNA of Hyaena hyaena (striped hyena), 2105 nucleotides long. It is a transcript of the gene TXLNG, whose product is annotated as taxilin gamma. Gene Ontology annotation, biological process: regulation of cell cycle. Lineage: Eukaryota; Metazoa; Chordata; Mammalia; Carnivora; Hyaenidae. Gene Ontology annotation, molecular function: syntaxin binding. The coding region runs from base 46 to 1614 and encodes 522 amino acids. The record is from RefSeq and is a predicted model, not a curated record. The transcript is spliced from 10 exons.